AUGAACCGAAUAUUAUAUUCAGUGCUGCUGGCGCUCUCUGGCAUCGUGCUUUUGGUCGAUGGCGCCUCACUGGACUGUUUACAGAAGCAACAGUAUUUAGCUGCUGUGCAAGUGGAAUUGAGCAAGCUGGAAAUAAGGCACAACCAUCAAGUGAAGUGGUAUAAUAGCUUUUGCCGGAAUACGCCAUUCCCUCAUCCGCCUAUAACAUUUCCUCCGCAACAUAAGCCAGGCCCCACUAUUAUUAUAGUGUACCCACCAGGAAGUCCAUGUAACCCAGGAAAUGGAUCCAUCAUUGAUCCGCCUGCAACUCUGCCAACCCUUCCUCCAGGUCCUCCUGAAACUAUGCCAACUCUUCCUCCACCUCCUGUAACUAAACCAACUCCUCCUCCAACUCCUCCUCCAACUCCUCCUCCAACUAAGCCUCAAACAUAUCCCACAUAUCCCACAUAUCCACCGUAUCCAACAUACCCAACGUACCCAACAUAUCCAACAUAUCCAACGUAUCCCACAUAUCCACCGUAUCCAACAUAUCCAACACAUCCAACAUACCCACCAUACCCAACAUAUCCACCCUAUCCACCUUAUCCAACCAAUCCACCAUCCACAUCUCCACCAAGCACAACAACUCCACCAUUCCCUACAUACCCACCUACCACAACUACAUCCAUCGCCACUCGACCACCCGUAAUUUGUACGCACCCAUGCCAACCAGGCUGUCCAUGCCAACCAGGUUGUCCGUACCCAUGCCCACCAGUGUGUCCGUACCCAUGCCCACCAAACUGUCCGUACCCAUGCCAACAACCAGGUUGUCAAUACCCAUGCGUACAACCAGGUUGUAAGUACCCAUGCCUAUACCCAACCAGAUACCCUCCCGUAUUCCCACCCGUAUUCCCAACCGGAUACCCACCCGUAUACCCAACCGGAUACCCACCUUGUUCGCACCCACCAUGUCAACAACCAUUAAUAUUAGUUGUUGAUUGCCCAUUCGCUAAGAAACAACAACAACAACAACUCCAAGGAAAACUUCCAUGGGACAACACAAGGACAGAUUCGCAAAGCGUUAGCGUUUCAUUUAGUGAGAGUCCCCCACCGAUUGCAGCAAUAAAGCCUACAGUUCCUUUCUCAGAUACCGACAUUAAUGUGGACGCGAAGCUGAACGCGGUGGAGCUGAUCCAGAAGUAUGGUUACCCUGUGGAGGUGCACAUCGUCAUAACAUCGGACGGCUAUAAACUGGUCCUGCAUCGCCUACCGCGCCCGGGAGGACCUGUCGUAUUGCUCGUGCACGGCCUCAUGUCCAGUUCAGCGUCUUGGGUGGAAAUGGGCCCGGCAAACGGCCUGGCUUAUAUACUAUACGACCAGGGAUACGAUGUUUGGCUUUUGAAUACGCGCGGCAACAUCUAUUCGAACAAGCAUAAGAAUCCCCAUAUUCGGCCAGCGGACUACUGGAGCUUCUCGUUCCAUGAAAUCGGUGUUUUCGAUCUGCCAGCCAGUAUUGACAAAAUCUUACAAGUUACGGGCAAGAGCACCUUGCAAUACGUUGGCCACUCCCAGGGCUGUACCGCCUUCUUUGUGAUGGCCAGUCAGCUGCCUCAGUAUGCCAAGAAGGUGUCUCUCAUGCAGGCUCUCUCGCCCACGGUCUACUUGAAAAAUACACAGAGUCCGGUGCUGCGAUUCCUGUCUCUGUUCAAGGGAAAUAUCAGAGUUUUGCUCAAUUUACUUGGUGGAUUCUCGGUCGCGAAGGAUAACAAGCUAAUCAAGCAAUUCCACGCUCAAAUCUGCAAGAGCAACCAAUUGGGCAGCGAGAUAUGCCGCAUCUUUGACUAUGUGACGUGCGGAUUCGGCUGGAAUCAGUUUAACAAUACCUUGGAGCCUAUUGUCGCUGAGCAUUCGUCGCAGGGCGCGUCCGCCUUCCAGAUCUAUCACUAUUCGCAGCUGCUCAGUAACCAAGAAUUCGCUGCCUUCGAUAAUGGCGAGGCGCUCAAUUUACAGCAAUAUAAUAAGCCACAGCCGCCGGCCUACAACAUCACCCAAAUACCCUGUCAAGUGGCACUGCACCACUCGCAAGACGACUGGCUGGCCAGCCUGCCCGAUGUUCAGCAACUAAAGAAUCAACUGCCCAAUGUUGUCGACUACUCGUACAUUCAGCAGGAAGGCUUCAGCCACUACGACUAUAUGCUUUCGCAGAAUGUGCAGGGGCUGGUCCACGAUCGCGUGGUUAGUAAUUGUGCUAGGUAUGGGCACAAAUAAACGAGUGCUAGAUCUGGGCUUAAUUACCAUGCCAAAAAUUAAUCUUGUGUACAUUUUCAAUUUGAAAA
Drosophila arizonae is the source of this 2315-nucleotide messenger RNA. RefSeq lists its product as uncharacterized. The record is from RefSeq and is a predicted model, not a curated record. Lineage: Eukaryota; Metazoa; Arthropoda; Insecta; Diptera; Drosophilidae.